AAAUCUUAAUGUAUUUUAUUUAAAUAUCUUUAAUUCACAAGAAUUUGUUACAAUACAGUAUUUUAUUUAACUUGUGUAUAUCUUUAUAUAUACCCACUAUACAGCUGCUAGCCUACUAGUUAGCCAAUUAUACCUAACCAAUAAACACGCACGUGGUUAUUUAGAAAUAUACAUAUGUAGCAAACGGUAAUUUAUUUCGUCAUAAAAAGUCAAUAACAGAUUUUUAAUAAGUUCCUUAUGAAUUUAUAAGACAGAUUGUGUAUAUCUCAAUCUGAAGCAAACACGACAGUGGAGACUUCAACACUUAGCAGUUUCAGGAAAUGUUGUAUUUUCUGACAACAGGAAGCAACUUCCUGAAAAUCAUUAGCUUGGUCAAACAAGUGGUCAAUAGCCGGCACAUAAGUUUGACGAGAAUGGCUAAAAGUAAAUUUGAAUAUGUGAAAGAAUUUGAACGUGAUGACAGUUGUUUGCCAAAUUGUUGGAUUGUGGUUAGAAUUGAUGGAAGAAAUUUUUCAAAAUUCUGUGAAGCGCAUCAAUUUACUAAACCGAAUGAUGUAGCUGCUUUGCAAUUAAUGAAUCGCGCGGCUAUUACGGUUAUGGAAGAUUUUAAAGAAAUCAUUCUAGGUUUUGGUCAAAGUGAUGAAUAUUCUUUUGUCUUUCGAAAAGACACUGAACUUUACAAACGAAGAGCUUCAAAAUUGAUGACAAAUGUGAAUUCUCUUUUUGCAUCAUCGUAUGUUUAUCAUUGGCCUCGUUUCUUCCAAGGCAAGGAAUUAUAUUAUCCACCAUCUUUCGAUGCCCGUGUUGUAUUAUAUCCUACAGAUAAAAACUUAAGGGAUUAUUUAGCAUGGCGACAGGCUGAUGCUCAUGUAAACAAUUUAUAUAACACCUGCUUUUGGAAUCUUGUAUUAAAAGGAAAGCUAACUCCAACUCAGGCAGAAGGAAAACUUAGAGGUACAUUGGCAUCACAUAAGAACGAAUUACUUUUUCAAGAAUUUGGUAUAAAUUAUAAUAAUGAGCCACCACUUUUUCGAAAGGGUACUACACUUAUAAGGAAAUUAAUACCUGAUGGGACAGGUAGAUUAAAACCUGCAGUGGUUCCAUUGGUAGAUGAUAUUAUUGGAGAUCGUUUCUGGAAAGAAAACCCAGAAGUACUCGGGUUAAAAAGUUUAGCAACUUAUCAACCUCCAAAUUUAGUAAAUAAUGUUAGUUCAAAUCCAAUCAGAACAACAAAACCACCAUCUCCAACCACGAACAUGAAACAUAUUAAUAACACUCCACCACCUCCAGUUGCUAAUGUGAAUUCUAUGAAAGAAGAAGUGCAUCCAGCAAGAAGCCGAGAAUCAGAUGGAGAAAGAAUGCAGUGUGAAAGUGAACGAAUUUGUAGAAGAUAAGAAGUGUUUUAUAUUUUUUUUAUAAUAAAUUUGAAAAACAUCCUAACGGAAAAUAAUGGAAGUUUAUUUCCAGUAAUAUUAAGAAUAUUUUAAUCGCGUUUUAUCUGAAGUGGUAGUAUUAUAAAAUAUUAAUUAUUAGUGAAAGAAUUACAAAGUACAGAAUUGAUAAUUCUGACUACAUUUAUGAUUCCUUCACUUGAAAAUUAAGUUUUAUCUUACUACUUUUUUAGAGAAAUUAUAUUUUUAUAUGAUAAAUUGCAUAUUUAUGUAUAUACGUGUACUUUCACAUACAUAUAUACACAUGUACAUAUAUAUGUAUAUGUUAUAAAAGUAUUUUAGAGAAAUGGAUACGUAUACAUAUAUAUUUGACAAAUAUUUUUCGUUAGGAUUUCAUAUUUUAAAACUUAUUCACUUUCAGUAUCGCAUUUUCUAAUAGCAAAAUAUUGUACCAAUUAAUCUUAAAUUAUUUAUGAAAUGAAAGGCUGCUCUAGAGUAAAUGUACUAAGAUUUUUAUAAAGAAAUCUUGUUCAUAAACACAAAAGUAGUUUACUAAACCAUUUUGAAUUAAUUUCAGGUAUAAAAUUUUAUAAUUCUGCAUGUGUAUGUUUGUAAGUUCUAUAAUAAUCAGUUUGAAUAUUAUCGUAUGAUGGAUUAAUUUGAAUAUUAUUACAUGAUCUAUUACAUUAAAUAUUGCUUCGUUAUUAGAAGAACAUGCAAAAUAUGAGUAUUUUAGAAAUAAAAAUAUUGUAAGUAUGUCGUUAGAUAUUUAUGUUGUUCGUCUUUUUCAUUGUAUGGAUAUACUGAUUUACUUACCCGAUUAAUUAAAUUUUCGACAUAUAAUUGAUCAUACAUAUAACAUGUAUAUUUAUAUUGCAAAAUUUUUAACUAUUUUGGGUAAAAAUGAAGAAAAAUGAAAAGCUUCAGUUUAUAAGAUAUUAUUAUUUGAGUUGAAUGUUUUAAACUUAUGUGGAAUGCAUUAUAUAUUAUUUUAUAUUACAGUAGAAUCAAUAAUUACAACAUCAGAAAAUAUCAAACAUAAUAUAUACUGCUACAAUAAAAUACACUAUGUACACCUAUAUAAUAUAAACUCUUACUAAAUAAUAAUUUUAUGUAUAAUAAUUUUCAAUAUCAUCUGUUCAAUUUGGCUAGAGACACAGUUAUAUUUGUUUAUCUCAGUUAUUAAUGAAAUAAUUAUAUUUUUUUUCAAUUUACAUUUGUUUUUUCUCCAUAAUAUGAAAUACUGCAGAAUUAUUAGUUAUUCGUGGUUAAGAAAUAAAAAUAAGAAGGAAAAUUUACUUUUGUCGUAUGAUAUUGUUGCAUAGUUAAAUAUAAAUGAUCAACAAAACAUCAAGAAAUUUAUUAAAAAAUUGGAAUGUAAUUAUCUAUUUUAGCACGAUGCUUUUGUGCAACACAUUCCGCUAUCCAUACAAUAUUACGGCAUUCUUGUUCCUUUAAUUUAAGAUAACUGUAGAAUACUCCAAAGUGAAAUUGUUGAAGGAAAGCAUGAACGUUUAAGCGAACCUGUGGUAAUAAUAUUAAAAUUAGAAAAAUUUAAAGAUAUUUUGCUACAUUAACUCUUCUGACAAUAUUAAAUGUACCUCAUGCUCAAAGAAUUUAUCUUCUAAAGUUUUAUCACCAGGAUUGUUACCUGCACCUUCAAACAAAGCACUGUAUUC
Bombus pascuorum is the source of this 3070-nucleotide messenger RNA. It is a transcript of the gene THG, whose product is annotated as probable tRNA(His) guanylyltransferase. Gene Ontology annotation, molecular function: magnesium ion binding; tRNA guanylyltransferase activity. Gene Ontology annotation, biological process: tRNA modification. The record is from RefSeq and is a predicted model, not a curated record. The transcript has 3 exons. NCBI's taxonomy places the organism in Eukaryota, Metazoa, Arthropoda, Insecta, Hymenoptera, Apidae. The coding region runs from base 321 to 1394 and encodes 357 amino acids.